AUGUUAUAUUAUGAUGAUGAUUAUUUUAACAAUAGACAAAAAAAAGAAUUUAGAAUAAAUGCUACAAUCAUCAUAUCAAUGAUAUAAAUAACAAUCUAAGCAGUCAUUAUGGUAAUCAAAGGGAUUUCACACUUUUGCAUUUUAUAUUAUGCUGGAUCAAAACAUACUCCUGCAAUUAAAUAUCAUUAUCAUUUACAUAGAUUAUUUAAUCCUAUUUUUUUACAUGGAGGAAAUGGUCAUCUAUUAACUAAUUUGCUUAGUUAAUUAUUAUUGUGUUAUUCAUAUGAAAAUAAAAACGGAACAUUAGAUUUCUUAUAACUUUAUUUUUUAGCUGGAAUUGGUGGAAAUAUUGCUAGUGCACUUUAUUUUCCAAAAGCCACUGGAGUUGGAGCAAGUGGAGCUAUUUUUGGUUUCUUUGGAUAUUAAUUAGCAUAUUUGAUUAAAACUAAAUAACCAUAAGAAAAGUAUUACGGAAUAUUAAUUGUACUUUGUAUAUAAGUACUAUUGAUAUUUGAACCUCAUACUCAUGUUGAUUAUUCUGCUCAUUUUGGGGGAUUUUUUGUAGGAAUUAUAUGGUACUAAAAACAGAAAGCUUUAAUUGGCAUUUUGUUAUUCUUAGGAUGUGUAUUCAUUUUUCUUAUUGAUGUGCCAGAUUAAAAAUACUGUUGA
Paramecium sonneborni is the source of this 669-nucleotide messenger RNA. Lineage: Eukaryota; Ciliophora; Oligohymenophorea; Peniculida; Parameciidae. The record is from the annotation of a GenBank genome assembly.